AUGGAUGACGUCCGCAACCUGACCGCGCGCUUGAAGCCCAAAGCGCUAUCGGAAAAAGACGCAAUUGCUGAAAUGGUUUUGGAUUUCGAUCUUCAGUCUCCAAAGAACGUGUCUACUGUCAAUGAAAAC
Molecule: messenger RNA, 129 nt
Organism: Phytophthora nicotianae INRA-310
Lineage: Eukaryota; Oomycota; Peronosporomycetes; Peronosporales; Peronosporaceae
Exons: 2
Source: RefSeq, a predicted model, not a curated record